UAGGUUUAUUAUUGUCUUGUGUACCGAGGUACAGAGAAAAGCUUUGAUUUGCGUGUUAUCCAUCAGAUCAGAGAAACUAUACAUAAAUACAUUGAAGCUAAAUUCAAGUACAAUAGGUAGAGCAAAGAGGAAGAUACAGAGUGCAGAAUGUAGUUCUCUGCAUCAUAGCGCAUCAGUUCCAUAGAUAAAGUCCAAUGUCCGCAAUGGGAUAGAUGUGAAUUGGACAGUACCCUAGCUUAUGGAAGGACCAUUCAGAAGCCUGAUUCCUUUUAUAAAGAUGAAUAAAUUAAUUGGUUAAACAUCUAAGAAGCCUGGUAACAGUGGGGAUGUAGCUGUUCCCGAGUCUGGCGGUGUGCACCUUCAUGCUUCUCUGCUUUCUGCCUGACAUAAAUGGCGAGAAGAAGGAAUGACUGGGGUGGGACAAGUCUUUGAUUAUGUUGGCUGCUUUUCUUAGACAGCAUUAAGUGUAGAUGGAUGUCAAUGAUGGGGAGUCCGUUCAGUGUGAUGGACUGGGUUACAUCUACAACUUUCUGCAUUUUCUUGCGGCCUUGGGCAGAGUUGUUCCCAAACCAAGCUAUGAUGCAACCCGACAAUAUGCUUUCUAUGGUGCAUCUGUAGAGGUUUUUUAGAGCCAUUUUAAGUCAUGCUGAAUUUCCUCAGUCUCCUCAGGAAGUAUUCGUGUGCCUUCUUGGCUGUCACAUCAAUGUGGAUGGUGCUCUAUCCUAGUUUCACUUCAAUUGGCAGAUAUGGAGUUACCACCACAGUCACAAAUAUGGCAGAGGACUUGUUUUAAUGUGACUCUAGCUAAUCAGUAGCCAAUCCACCACAAUAUUUUUAUCCUCAAAGAUGGAAGAUGAAGAAAUGAAUAUGCAUUGAUGGUCAGAAUGAGGGGUGUCCAGGUACUGUGCAUGGUGUUCAUCUUGUGGUGGAUAGCCAUUUCCACGAGUGAUAUUUCUACCCCAGACCAGCUAGUGGCUACCCAAGGAGAAGAUAGCUUCUUAGUUUAGUUUUGUUUCGAGAUUUAGCAUGGAAACUGGCCCUUUGGCCCACCGAGUCUACACUGACCAUUGAUCACCCAUUCACACUGGUUCUGUUAUCCCACUUUCUCAUCCAUUCCCUGUACACUAGAGGCAAUUUACAAAGGACAAUUAACCUACAAACCCGCACGUCUUUGAGAUGUGGGACAAAAUUGGAGCAGCUGGAAGAAACCCACAUGGUCACAUGGAGGACGUGUAAACUCCACACGGACAGCACCCAAAGUCAGAAUCGAACCCGGGCCUCUGGUGCUUAGAGGCAGUGGCUCUACCCGGUAUUCCAUUGUGCUCCGCUAACAUAGUUCCAGAUUGCACUAGGGUCCGGCUCAAAAUAAUAUAGACCAUCCGUACACUCACAUCAUGCUUCUGCUUGGAGCCAACUUGUGAUAGAUCCCAUCAACCACAGAGUUCAUCAUUGUCCAUUAUUUUCAGCUUCUGUCAACAGGAUUAGGCUUGACAUCAGUGUGGCUUGGGAAUGUAGGGCCAACAAUAAUAGGAAUAUUAUUAAUAGAAAACUGAUGGGCAACUUUCUCACAGAGGGUGGUGGAACGUGCUGCCAGAGGAGGUGUUGAAGCAGGUAGAAUAACAACAUUUAAAUUACAUUUGGACAGGUACAUGGAUUUGAAAUGUCUAGAGGGGUAUGGGCCAAAUGUAGGUAGGUGGAACUAGUAGAUGGGGCAUCUUGGUUGGCACAGGCAAGUUGUGCCAAUGGGCCUAUUAGUUAGUUUUGUUUAUUAUUGUCACAUGUAUUGAGGUACAUCGAAAAGCUUUUGUUGCAUGCCAUGGUCAGCGGAAAGAAUAGCCAUCUACAGUGUACAGAUACACGAUAAAGGGAAUAACGUUUAGUGGAAGAUAAAGGCCUGUUUCCUUGCCAUAUGAUUCUAUCUCUAUACAUAAAUACAAUCAAGCCAACCACAAUGCAAUAGUUAGAGCUCAUGGGAAGAUACAAAGUGCAGAAUAUAGUUCUCAGCGUUGCAGUGCAUCAAUUCCAGCUUGUUUACAUUUAAAUCCCAGUAGCCGGCAGCAGGGAGAGAUUAAAACUGAUUUCCCUUGGCUUGCAUCAAGGGCGCUGACAAUCUGACCCCAUCAGUCAGCCAAGCAGCUUCGGGCUCCCAAUUGGGUCCAGGGGUCGCAGUCCAGCUGCCUCGGGUCUAAUUGUGUCUGGCUGGAGGUGGGGAUGGUGGAGAAAGGAGCGAUGGCAGGACUCGACACGCAGAAUUUGGACUUGUUGAACGAGUCUGAGGUGAAAGGUCACAAUCUAACGCCAGAUGCAAGAUCGGAGCUGGAGGAAAAUGGUGCAUCGUGUGAUACGGGUUUGCCAGAGUCCCCAUCUUCUGAACCCAUCCAUAAGAAACCCUCCUCUGACGCCUUGCUUCAUAGUAACAUGGAACGGAUGCGGAGAGUCCGCAUCAAGGAUUGCUGUGACCAGUUACGUAUGCUUCUGCCUUACGUGAAGGGAAGAAGAACUGAUGUGCCAUCUAUCUUGGAGAUGACUGUUGAGUACAUGAGGCACAUUUAUGGGAGAAUCCCAAACAGCAUAAAAUCACAGAUUCUUGAAAUCUUUCAAACAAAUCCGAGGUAUUGUAAAUAUAUAUGGAAGGCAGAUGAUCGCAAGUAUCCUCAAAACCAGUUAAUACUCCGGAACAGAGUCUUUGGCAGCAACUUAUCUUCUGAAAGAAUAAAACCAAAAAUUCCACACCAAUUCACCAGAAAUGAAUAUUUCAACAAUCACAAAACAGAUGGUACGAGUUCCAUGAAUGGCUCGUUUGUAUAUCCAAUGGCUGCUCCUGAAUCCAAUCAGUAUUACAUUCCUGCUGUCAAAAGAUUAGUCCCGCAACUUCAAACAAGUUUGCCUUCAAACAUUCCUUCGCCAUCUCUCAUUUCAGUUCCAAGUAUCUGCUUCACUAAUCUCCCCAACAGCUCGAUUUUCCUUUCAACUAGCUGUUCCAGCAAUUCUUUCCCAGUGUUUACACCCUGGGCACCUGAUGUCUCCAGAUCUUCUCUUGUAUGCUCUCUUCUGCCUGUUUCAAGUGACAGUGCAAGUUCUCUAUCAUUGUUUCCUUCUGGAUAUUCGGUUGACCAUUUUCCUCUAGCUUCCACUUCCAUCACACAAACUAUAGACACAGCUAUUCCCUCAGCAAUGACAUUCACUGGCAUGAACCACGUGCCAACUAAUCUGCCAGCCCAACCUUCCCCAGCAGUGUGGUCAACCAGUGGAGAACAAGCUGGAGCAGGACAAAGAGAAAACGUUGGCAAAAUCAUUCACUAGACCCGUUCUGCAAGGAAAGUAAAGUUUGAUGUUUCUUCUGUGUACAGAAGAUAAGAGAAAUAGAAGAUUGUUGGAAAACUAAAUCAACUUUGAAGAGGAAAGAAACUUUCAAUAAAAAGUUUUGAUUAUAAGUGAGUGGGAAAAUGGCCUAAAGUCCCAAUCGUGAGUUACUUUGAUGGCCAAUUAUUGGGAGAUAUUUGGAAACUGCUUUAGGCAACUAUAGUUAGUGCCGGGAUUCAUCAACUACAAAGCAGCAUCUCUUCUGUAUUCUGGGAUCGCAAUUUCCACUGCAGAGAAGCCUAUUAUUUUGCUAACAAAAUAAUUUUGUGAAGCAUUACAAUUAAAACCAUAAUUAAAUACAUUGGGUUUAAUCAAACCAAAAUGUAGACUCU
Leucoraja erinaceus (little skate) is the source of this 3695-nucleotide messenger RNA. Its product is annotated as spermatogenesis- and oogenesis-specific basic helix-loop-helix-containing protein 2-like. Bases 2212 to 3303 code for a protein of 363 amino acids. Gene Ontology annotation, cellular component: nucleus. Gene Ontology annotation, biological process: spermatogenesis; regulation of DNA-templated transcription. Lineage: Eukaryota; Metazoa; Chordata; Chondrichthyes; Rajiformes; Rajidae. Gene Ontology annotation, molecular function: protein dimerization activity; RNA polymerase II cis-regulatory region sequence-specific DNA binding; DNA-binding transcription factor activity, RNA polymerase II-specific. The record is from RefSeq and is a predicted model, not a curated record. The transcript has 8 exons.